AGAUUUUUAUUUAUUAAUAGUUUCUUUUCUUCCAUUUGUAGUAUAUACAUGUUUAUUAGUAACUAACUUACGUGGAUUAGUUUAAUGAGAUUAUGUUGAUUUCUUAGCUGCUAAGUUCUUGUUAUCCUUCUCUGAUCAAUUAUGGUUGAUUUUAGUUUCAAUCCUGGGGUAGUGGCAUUUGCUUUGCCAAUUAUGGCAUUGCUUAGUAUAAGUGUGGAAUAUUAACAUUUACAGACUAUCUGAGUGUCAUGGUUAAUGGGUGUUUUCUAUGCCUAGAGAGCAAAUUCUCCAAUCAUCUUCUCCUGUUGGUGCUCCAAGAUAGAAGACUGUGAGAUUCGACCCUCAAUUUUCAACCUCAGUUGGAUGGUCAUACUUCACAUAACUUGAUGGGUCUAUGGUUUCAAGUUCUCAGUUGCUUGCUAGCUGUGAUGUCCAAAAUCCAAACCCAGAAGUCAGAUUGCAGCCCCUAUCAAGACUUGCUUAGCUGCCAGACUUCAUCUACUGAUGCCUAUGGCUACCAUUGCAGCUCUGCAGAAGAUCAGUGUGCUACAUAUAUAGUUCUCCAUGUCAAUUCAUACUUCUCCUCACUCACCAACCUCACUUCUUACUUGGGUCUCAACCCUUUUGUGAUUGCUGAUACAAAUGGGUUGUCUCCUGACACAGAAUUCCUCCCUUUAGAUCAGCCAUUAUUGAUUCCUAUUCUCUGCAAGUGUAGUGUUUCUACCGGCUUUUACCAAGCUACAGCCAAUAAAACUGCCGUUAAAGGUGAGAGCUUUUACAGCAUCGCUGGGUCUCUGGAGGGCUUAACCACCUGCAAAGCUAUUCAAGAGCAAAACCCAGGUGUCUCUCCAUGGAAUCUUGAAGAAAAAGCGAAGCUUCUCGUGCCGUUAAGAUGUGCCUGCAGCAAGUCUAAGCUGUCCAAAUUCAAGCUCUUACUGUCAUAUCCCAUAAGAGAAGGUGACACAGUUUCUGGAUUAGCCAUCAAGUUCAACACAACAGAAGAAGCUAUUCUGUCUGCAAAUAAUGAAUCACUUCGGUUAAUCUUCAAGCCAGAUCAAACCCUAUUGCCUUUUUCAUCAAUCUUGAUUCCUGUCAAGGGCAAACCAGUCAUCGGUCCAGCCUUGUUGAAACCCAGAGAACCAAACCUGCGUUUUCCAGCCACUGAUAUCCCCAUAAUUAAAAGGAAACCAAAGAUGUGGAAGGUUGGAGUUUAUAUUGCUGUCACUGGAGUCAUUGUUGGAGCUGCCAUUGCAAUUGCAGUAGUCUUCUUGUUUCUCCAUUUAAAGAAGAUCAAGAAUAAGAAGAAUAAGAAGAAGAAGAAGAAGAAUUCGGAUGUGGAGUUGCAGCAGCUGAGUUUAAGUGUAAGGACAACUAGUGACAAGAAAGUGUCCUUUGAAGGAUCAGGACAGGACCCUAUUGACCGGCAGAGUUUUGAUACUACCCCAAGAAAGGUUCUUAUAGAGACAUACACCAUUGAUGAGCUUAGAAAAGCUACUGAGGAUUUCUCUUCAAGUAACCUGAUAGAAGGGUCUGUCUACCAUGGCCGGCUCAAUGGCAAGAACAUGGCAAUCAAGAGGACAAGUCCAGAAAUUGCUGGGAAAGUUGAUAUCAGUCUAGUCUGUGAUCCAGCUCAUCAUCAUCCAAACAUAAUUAAGCUCAUGGGAACUUGUUUUACAGAUGGUCCUGAUGCAUUCCUAGUGUUCGAGUAUGCGAAAAAUGGGUCCUUAAAGGACUGGCUUCAUGGCGGAUUAGCAAUGAAAAACCAGUUCAUUUCCUCUUGCUACUGCUUCUUGACAUGGAACCAAAGACUGAGAAUCUGCCUUGACAUAGCCCUUGCAUUGCAGUAUAUGCACCAGAUUAUGAAUCCAAGCUAUGUCCAUCAAAACAUCAAAGCCCGAAACAUCUUCCUAGACGAAGAUUUCAAUGCCAAAAUUGCGAAUUUUGGGAUGUCCAGAUGCAUAGAAGACGAAACAGAACAUCCAGACUUCAGCUCCACUAGUCCUGCAACAUGGAGUCUAGGUUAUCUAUCUCCUGAAUAUGUCCAACAAGGGAUAAUCUCCCCCAAGAUGGACAUUUUUGCUUUCGGGGUAGUUUUGGUUGAGGUCUUGUCUGGACAGACACCAGUGAGCAGGCCUGAAAACAAGCAAGAAUCUGGAGGGUCUGUUUGGCUGUCUGAGAAAAUCAAGUCAGUUUUGGUGUCAGAAAACCCAGAUGAGGAACUGAGAGAAUUUGUGGAUAAAGCACUGGGGGAGAAUUAUUCAGUUGAUUCAGUUUUUGUAUUGGCCAAUCUUGCAAGAUCUUGUGUGGAAGAUGAUCCCGGUUUGAGACCAAAUGCUGUACAGAUUGUUGAUAAGCUGUCAAGAUUGGUGGAAGAAGCACAAGAUGGAUCAGAAGAGCAUUUCUUGAUCUGUGAAAGCUCUUGUAAACCUCUUGUAAAACAGUAUUAAUUAAGAAAAAA
Carica papaya (papaya) is the source of this 2458-nucleotide messenger RNA. It is a transcript of the gene LYK2, whose product is annotated as Protein kinase superfamily protein. Lineage: Eukaryota; Viridiplantae; Streptophyta; Magnoliopsida; Brassicales; Caricaceae. Gene Ontology annotation, molecular function: protein kinase activity; ATP binding. Gene Ontology annotation, biological process: protein phosphorylation. The record is from RefSeq and is a predicted model, not a curated record.